This is a messenger RNA of Pezoporus occidentalis (night parrot), 1880 nucleotides long. RefSeq names its product catenin beta like 1 (gene CTNNBL1). NCBI's taxonomy places the organism in Eukaryota, Metazoa, Chordata, Aves, Psittaciformes, Psittacidae. Bases 111 to 1802 code for a protein of 563 amino acids. The record is from RefSeq and is a predicted model, not a curated record. Gene Ontology annotation, cellular component: spliceosomal complex. The transcript is spliced from 16 exons.
CCUCUCGCUUUCCGGCAGAGUGGCGCGCUCCCAGGCCCGCCUUACGGCGCGCUGUCGUGCGGCCCCGGUUGUUGGCGACAGUUCCGCGGUGGCGGGGCCCGGCCGGUGCCAUGGACGUGGGGGAGCUGCUCAGCUACCAGCCUAACAGAGGGACAAAAAGGCCCCGGGAUGAAGAGGAAGAGGAAAUCAAAGCCCGUCGGAAGCAGGCGAGCACGCGGGAGCACGGCCGUCACCGGGAAGAGGAGUCGGCUGCGCUGGAGGAGACUGAUGAUGAGAAGAAGAAACUCCUUCAGAUAAUUGAGAGGGAUGGUGAGGAGGAAGAGGAGGAGGAGGAACCUUUGGAUGAAAGUUCAGUGAAGAAGAUGAUUCUCACCUUUGAGAAGAGAUCGUACAAAAACCAGGAGCUGCGGAUCAAGUUUCCUGACAAUCCAGAGAAGUUCAUGGAGUCCGAGCUGGAUUUAAAUGACAUCAUCCAGGAGAUGCAUGUGGUCGCCACAAUGCCGGACCUGUAUCACCUGCUGGUGGAGCUCAACGCGGUGCAGUCCCUCCUGGGGCUGCUGGGCCAUGACAACACAGAUGUUUCCAUAGCAGUGGUAGACUUGCUUCAAGAGCUGACAGACAUUGAUACUCUCCAUGAGAGUGAAGAAGGAGCUGAAGUCCUCAUAGACGCUUUGGUGGAGGGCCAGGUUGUGGCCUUGUUGGUCCAGAAUUUGGAGCGCCUGGAUGAAAGUGUGAAGGAGGAAGCUGAUGGUGUCCACAACACACUGGCCAUCGUUGAGAACAUGGCAGAGUUCCGUCCGGAGAUGUGCACAGAGGCUGCGCAGCAGGGCCUCAUGCAGUGGCUGCUCAAGAGGCUGAAGGCAAAGAUGCCUUUUGACGCCAACAAGCUGUACUGCAGUGAGGUGCUGGCUAUCCUGCUCCAGAAUAACGAUGACAACAGAGAAUUGCUUGGGGAGCUGGAUGGGAUCGAUGUGCUGCUUCAGCAGUUAUCCGUGUUUAAACGACACAACCCUGGUACAGCUGAAGAACAGGAAAUGAUGGAGAACCUCUUUGACUCCCUUUGCUCCUGCCUAAUGCUCAGCUCCAACCGGGAUCGCUUCCUGAAGGGCGAGGGUCUACAGCUGAUGAACCUGAUGCUGAGAGAGAAGAAGAUCUCCCGCAGCAGUGCUCUGAAGGUGCUGGACCACGCCAUGAUCGGACCAGAGGGCACCGAUAACUGCCACAAGUUCGUUGACAUUCUGGGCCUGAGAACCAUCUUUCCUCUCUUCAUGAAAUCACCCAAAAAGAUAAAGAAAGUUGGAACAACUGAAAAGGAACACGAAGAGCAUGUCUGCUCCAUCCUGGCCUCCCUUCUGCGAAACCUGAGAGGGCAGCAGAGGACACGGUUACUGAAUAAAUUCACAGAGAAUGACAGUGAGAAGGUUGAUAGGCUGAUGGAACUGUAUUUUAAGUACCUGGAUGCAAUGCAGGCAGCUGAUAAGAAGAUUGAUGGAGAGAAACAUGACAUGGUGCGUCGGGGAGAGAUAAUAGAUGAUGACAUGGAAGAUGAAUUCUAUCUCCGUCGCCUGGAUGCUGGUCUCUUUGUUCUACAGCUCAUCUGUUACAUCAUGGCAGAGAUCUGUAAUGCCAGUGUUCCCCAGAUUCGUCAGAGAGUCCAUCAGAUUCUGAACAUGAGAGGCAGCUCCAUUAAAAUUGUUCGACACAUCCUAAAGGAGUAUGCGGAGAACAUCGGGGACGGGAAGAACCAGGAGUUUCGGGAGAGUGAGCAGAAGCGGAUCCUGGACCUCCUGGAGAGUUUCUGAGCCUCGAGGUCUCGGCACCUGGUUCUGCCUCUGCUGCCCCCUCCACCCUGAUUGCGCGAUCAGUGAUGUUUCUGUGAA